AUGAUCUGUGGUAUGUUUGGUAUCAUGUGCGCUGGUGGUGUGUACUGUCCAUUAAAUCCAACGGAUCAGCAUGAACGUGUUGCUUCAAUUCUCGAUCAAAUAGGUGGUCAAUAUGUUCUGCUGCAUGGAAUAACUCGUCAUAAGUUUCCGUCAACAGCUGUUCCAUACGUUGUUCGAUUGGAUAAUAUUCUUGUCUCGUCGUUAAGAGUUGAAGAUAUAGAAGAUAUUCCAGAUUGUCGAGAGUAUGGCCCUGCGUACAUUAUUUUUACCUCAGGCGACGCCAUGAAGCACCAAGAAUGGACACAUUUUCUCAAAUUUCUAACUCCGUUCAAUCCUCGAACUAUUUGUUUAUUUGGUCUGUCUGAGUGCCAUGUGCCAAUUGGGUGUCAAAUACAAGAUAUUGAUGGUAUUGACAUACCUAUUGGUUAUCCGUUGCCAGGCAAUCAAUGUUUACUAAUUGGUGAACAAGGUGAUGUGAUUAGUAAUACAAACAAUCACAGUGAUAUCGGUGAAAUUCAUAUUGCAGGAUCAACUCUAUUCAACUGCUAUUUGGAUGAGCCAGAACGUACCACCAACAGAUUUGUCACUAUUCAGAAUCAAGUUUAUUUGAAAACAGGUGACUUAGCUCGAUAUAAUACAAAAGAAGAACUUAUUUAUGUUGGUCGUAUUGAUUUUCAAAUGAAAGUACAUGGCCAACGAGUGGAACCAGCUGAAAUUGAAAAUACUAUUGAAACCUUAAGUCUAAUUAUCGAACUUCAAAUAGGAGUGGCCUCAUUUGCUCAACAACGUCUCUGGAUGGACGAAAAUAUACGUUUCAAUGACUCCUUUAAUGAACAAAUAUCUGCUUAUAAUGAAUUACUUAUCUAUCGGUUAACAUCAACCACUUCGUUAUCAACAGAUCGUCUACGUCAAGCUCUUACAUUUAUUAUUGGUAAACAUGAAAUAUUUCGUACAGCAGUAAUUUAUGAUCAAGACAAACUCAUACAGAAGAUACUUCCGAUAUCAAAUGAUCUGUUCGAUCUAGAAACUACCUGUGUAAUGAAUGAUACUCAUUUGAAACAAAUCGUGUUAAACGAAGAAAUAAACCGAUCUUUGUUCGAUCUUGAGCAAGGUCGAGUGUUUCGAUGUCAUGUUCUUCGUCAAUCAUUUAACAACAACGAUGACAAUAAUUUGAAACAAGACGACAUUAUUCUUUUCAAUUUUCAUCAUAUUGCUAUCGAUGGUAGUUCAAUUAUGAUAUUCAUUAAUGACCUUCGACAAGCUCUUACAAUGCAAGCAUCGUCUAACAACAAUGAAGACAAUAUGACCUAUAUUGACUACGCACAAUAUGAACGAUUAGAAGACUGGUCGAGUGCUCGACAAUAUUGGAAUAACGUCUUAUCAACUUUAAACAAUUCAAUUGAUCAACAAAACUCUUCCAUACGAAGUGGCAAAGGUUGUGCAGUAACAUUCGAUCUUGAUCAUAAUCUUGUUAUUAAUUUGAAUCGUUUUAUUUCUCAAUCAAAUUUGACACUUUUUCAAUCAACUAUUUCCACAAUGUCAAUGCGUUUGAAGAAUAUUUUUGAUCAACUCUUUUCUAUUUCCUCCAUCUAUCAAUUUUCGCUUUUACUUCCACAUGAAGUUGAAUUAAUACGUGAUCUGAACAAUACUUUUGUUGAUUAUUGUCAAAUUGGUUGUAUUCAUUGGGAUUUUGCUUAUCAAGCACAUUUACAUCCUCAAAAAGUAGCUUUAGUUUUAGAAAAUGGAUCGAUGACUUAUGGCGAACUACUCUACUAUGCUCAACAGGUAGCGAAUCAUCUAAUCACUACAUGUACUGUUCAGUCUGGUCAAAUGGUUUGUCAAUUAAUAGAACGAUCUUUCGAAAUGGUAAUUGGAAUGAUCGGUAUUUGGAUGAGUGGUGGUGUUUAUACUCCUUUGAACUUACAUGAUCCUGAUACGCAAUUGAAUGCAUAUAUUCAACAGACUGAUGCUCAUCUCAUUCUUGUCCAUCAACCUACACAUGAUCAACUUCUUUCUCAAUGUUUAUCGAUCAAUACUGAUGAAGUUAUUGGUUUUGCACACAUGAACGAAGAAAUAACAACAUGCAUUGAUUUGGUCAAUGUAACAUCUGAACAUAUCUCACAUAUUAUUUUCACAAAGGAACAUUCUGGCUUACUCAAAGCAGUUCAACUUCGCCAUCGCAAUUUUAUUUCAAGUAUUCGUUCCAUUCAUAUUCAACCGACGGAUACUGUUCUUCAUCAUACAUCAGUUAAUUUUGAUGUUCAUUUAUUAGAAAUUGUCGGAACUCUAAUAAUGGGUGGUCAAGUAAUUCUACUUCAUCCAAAUGGUAAUCUUAGUAUGAAUUUCUUUUCUGAAACAAUUGGUCGUCAACAAGUCACUUUUUUAAAUGUCGUUCCUUCAUUGCUAAGCAUACUCGGCGAUUAUUUACACACUGCAACUAACAAGGAGAGUUUAAAAACACUUCGUUGCGUUUUAUCUGGAGGUAGGAUACAAUACUAAUACCUAUUUCUUAUCCAAUCUAUCAUUUCUCUCAAUAGGAGAACCUUUGAUGACUAAUACUAUGCGCAAUAUUUUGAAUCUUUUAAAUGAGAACUG
Rotaria sordida is the source of this 2595-nucleotide messenger RNA. The record is from the annotation of a GenBank genome assembly. NCBI's taxonomy places the organism in Eukaryota, Metazoa, Rotifera, Eurotatoria, Philodinida, Philodinidae.